CUGCGGCCUUUUCCCCUCUACCCCGGCUGUCAGUGCUGUGUGUGAGUGUGUGCUCCGGAGCUUGGCCUCGGCACACAUUUCUUAUUAUUAAAAAAUAUAAAAAAUAAAAAAAAAUCACAAAAUCCUCUAAAAACCCAGAAAAAUUCCCCGAAUUCCCAUUUCUUUCCGGAUAUUUUAUUUUUUUCCUUGUUUUUAAACGAAAAAAAAAAAAAAGAAAAGGCAAUUGUUCCACCACCUACAUCUGGUUUUUAACUACGCAAAAAACAAAAAUAACGGAAGAAAAACGUUGAUCUGUUUUAAAAAAAAUAGCAAAAUCCGUUGAAAGACAAAAACGGUGAAGCGAAGCUCAACACAGCGUCCCGAGAAGGAAGAGGCCUGGGCUGUCGGACGUUAGGAUUGUGAAACCUCGAGGAAAUAAACCGCGUUUCAGAGCUUGAUAAAAUAAAAAAAUAAAAAAAAUGAAUCCCAGCGCUCCCAGCUACCCCAUGGCCUCCUUGUAUGUGGGGGACCUGCACCAAGAUGUAACAGAAGCCAUGUUGUAUGAGAAGUUUAGCCCAGCUGGUCCGAUCUUAUCCAUUAGAGUUUGCAGAGACAUGAUUACCCGACGUUCCCUUGGCUAUGCUUAUGUCAACUUCCAACAGCCUGCUGAUGCUGAGCGUGCUUUGGAUACGAUGAACUUUGAUGUCAUAAAGGGCAAGCCUGUGCGUAUUAUGUGGUCGCAACGUGACCCUUCUCUGCGCAAAAGUGGAGUUGGCAACAUUUUUAUAAAGAAUUUGGACAAGUCAAUUGAUAAUAAAGCGCUCUAUGACACAUUUUCUGCCUUUGGAAAUAUCCUGUCUUGUAAGGUUGUGUGUGAUGAGAAUGGCUCAAAGGGCUAUGGAUUUGUACAUUUUGAGACACAGGAGGCAGCCGAAAGAGCAAUUGAUAAAAUGAAUGGCAUGCUUCUAAAUGACCGCAAAGUGUUUGUUGGGCGGUUCAAGUCACGUAAGGAGCGUGAGGCUGAGCUUGGAGCCAGGGCAAAGGAGUUCACCAACGUUUAUAUUAAGAAUUUUGGGGAAGAUAUGGAUGAUGAAAGGCUUAAGGAAAUGUUUGGCAAAUAUGGUCCAGCCCUUAGUGUUAAAGUUAUGACUGACGACAGUGGAAAAUCCAAGGGCUUUGGCUUUGUUAGCUUUGAAAGGCAUGAGGAUGCACAAAAAGCAGUGGAUGACAUGAAUGGCCAAAGAUAUGAAUGGCCAAGGCCAUUUUAUGUGGGGCGAGCCCAGAAAAAGGUAGAAGAAAGGCAAACCAGAGCUGAAAAAGGAAAAUUUGAGCAAAUGAAACAGGACAGAAUCACCAGAUACCCAGGUAUGUUCAAUGUGUAAAACCUUUACGUUAAAAAUCUUGACGAUGGUAUUGAUGAUGAACGACUGAGGAAAGAAUUCUCACCAUUUGGUACGAUUACCAGUGCCAAGGUAAUGAUGGAAGGUGGUCGCAGCAAGGUUUUGGUUUUGUUUGCUUUUCAUCCACCUGAAGAAUCUACCAAAGCAGUCACAGAAAUGAAUGGACGAAUUGUGUGCCCCAAACCAUUGUACGUUGCUCUUGCCAGCGCAAAAGAGGAACGACAAGCACAUCUUACCAAUCAGUACAUGCAAGAAUGGCAAAGUGUUCGUGCGGUACCUAAUCCUGUGAUCAACCCUUACCAUGCCCCACCAUCCAACUAUUUCAUGGCAGCUAUUCCACCCCUACUGAUUAAUUUCUGUUUUCAGGCUCAGAAUCGUGCUGCAUACUACCCUGCAGGCCAAAUUGCUCAGUUGAGACCACGCUGGACCACUCAAGGUGCCAGACCUCAUCCAUUCCAGAACAUGCAAGCUCUUCGACCAGCUGCUCCAAGGCCCCCAACAUUUAACACAAUGAGACCAACUUCUUCUCAGGUCCCCCCACGUGUUGUGUCCACUCAGCGUGUUGCUAAUACAUCAACACAGACCUAAUGGGGUCCUCGACCAACUGCUCUGCAAGCUGCUGCAGCAGCGCCCUGCUUCUUCCCCUCUGUUAGGAAUGUACCUCAGUAUAAAUUUGCCUCCUGGGGUUCGUAAUCCUCCAAGCAACACCUUAAUACUCACCCACAAGUUGCCAUGCAGCAGCCUGCUGUCCUUGUGCAAGGACAGGAGCCUUUUGAUCUGCUUCCAUGCUGGCCUCCAGCUCCUCCCCAAGAGCAAAAACAAAUGCUUGGUGAGCGUCUCUUCCCAUUGAUUCAAGCAAUGCAUCCAAACCUUGCUGGUAAAAUUACUGGUAUGUUACUGGAGAUUGACAACUCUGAACUGCUUCACAUGCUUGAGUCACCGGAGUCACUUCGUUCCAAGGUGGAUGAAGCAGUUGCAGUAUUGCAAGCACAUCAAGCUAAAGAGGCUGCGCAGAAAGUCGUAAAUAAUUCCACUGGUGUCCCAACUGUUUAAAUGCAUGCCAGGCAAAUGGAACCUUUUGUUGAACUUCUCUUCACCAGAGGAAAAAAAAUUCAAAACAUGGAAAAACUUAAAUCUUGCAAAAACAUUGCAAAAAAUAAAAUCAAAUAAAAAAAGGAAAGGAAACGUCAAUGCUUACGUACAGAGAAAA
This is a messenger RNA of Bombina bombina (fire-bellied toad), 2589 nucleotides long. It is a transcript of the gene PABPC1, whose product is annotated as poly(A) binding protein cytoplasmic 1. Gene Ontology annotation, cellular component: ribonucleoprotein complex. NCBI's taxonomy places the organism in Eukaryota, Metazoa, Chordata, Amphibia, Anura, Bombinatoridae. Gene Ontology annotation, molecular function: RNA binding. The record is from RefSeq and is a predicted model, not a curated record.